This is a messenger RNA of Neopelma chrysocephalum (saffron-crested tyrant-manakin), 2489 nucleotides long. It is a transcript of the gene EEF1AKMT4, whose product is annotated as EEF1A lysine methyltransferase 4. Gene Ontology annotation, molecular function: S-adenosylmethionine-dependent methyltransferase activity. The transcript is spliced from 3 exons. The record is from RefSeq and is a predicted model, not a curated record. Lineage: Eukaryota; Metazoa; Chordata; Aves; Passeriformes; Pipridae. The coding region runs from base 10 to 774 and encodes 254 amino acids.
CUCCCGGGCAUGGAGCGGCGGCGGCGCGCGCCCGCCGCCAACCCCCGGUACGGCCGGCGCCGCUUCUGGGACGCGCUGUACCGGCGGGAGGGCGCCGAGACCCGCGAGUGGCUGGGGGGGCUCUCACGGUUCCUCCCGCAGCUGGAGCCCGAGCUGCGCCCCGGUGAUCGUAUCCUCGUGCUCGGCUGUGGCAACAGCGCCCUGAGCCACGACCUGCACGAGCUGGGCUACACCAACGUCACCAGCAUCGACUUCUCGCCCGCCUGCAUCGCCGCCAUGCGCGCCCGCUGCGCCCACUGCUGCCCCGGCCUGCGCUGGGCCGUCAUGGACAUCCGCGCCCUCGCCUUCCCAGAUGCCUCCUUCGACGUGGUGCUGGAGAAGGGCACUCUCGACGUGUUCAUGGUGGAGGAAACCGACCCCUGGGAUGUCUCGCCCCAGGCAGCUGCCUCAAUGCACCGGGUGCUGGCGGAGGUGAGCCGGGUGCUGCGCCCAGGGGGCUGCUUCCUCUCCAUCACCUUCGCCCAGCCCCACUUCCGCAAGCCCCACUAUGCCCAGGAGGCCUUUGGCUGGUCCCUGCGCCACACUGCCUGCGGGGACGGGGACGCCGGCGCCUUCCACUACUUCCUCUACAUCAUGCGCAAGGGGCAGCCUCUGGACCCCCGUGAUGUGGCCUUGGGGCGCCGGCUGCACCAGCCCCCCCCACCCCCUGCCCCACCGCCGCCCCCCGCCCCCCUGGACGACGACGAGGACUACCUCCUUGCCAUCCAGCUGUGACCCAGGGGGGCUUCCCCGACCUCUCCCCACCCAACAAAGCCUUAAUCUGCUCCAUCUUCACGGGCGGGGGAUGGGGAACCAGCGUAUCCCCCCCAAAAGCUGCCCAGGGAGUGAGUAAUGGGGGGAUACUUGGACUCCUCCUGAGGGGCAGCGGGAUGCUCUGGUGAUGCUGUGCUCCCUCCCUGGCCUUUCCUCGCCCGGCUGGAGAGCAGCCAGGACUCCGGGCUUUGCGGCCGGUAAUGAAACCAAAUCGGGUUUAAUUCCACCCAUCCAUCUUGCGGGGAGUGGCUCCCUGCCCCCCCAUCUCUUCCCCUUGGCACAGGCAGCUGGGCUAAGGGCAGAAUGAGGAUGCUGGUGCUGGGUGCAGGGGACAGGACGGGGGGUGCCCACUGCUCCACCCCCCCCACCCCAUUGUGCACCAAGACCCCUGCCCCAGCCUCCUUGGCUAUGGGGGUGUGCAAGGACACCGUGUCCUUGUCACCCCCAGCCAGGUGGUGGGGGGUCCAGGCUGGGAUGUGCCAGCAUGGGGCAGGGAGCACCACGGGGCAGGCAGGGUGGCACAUCUGCCCCUGUACCCCUCCAUCCCCACUCUUUGGCUAUGGAGACAACCCCAGUGCGCUGCACACGCCUGGCCCACAUCUGCCAGUGCCUUGGGGCCAGCAGCGCGGUGACAGGCAUGUGCCAGGGCUGGUGACAGGCGUGCCACCGUGUGCUGGCAGGGCUGGCUGCACAUGGGUGCCAGUCUGGCAGGUGUAGGUGCUACCAGGGUGUCACCAGGGGCUCUCUGGCUACCAACGCUCCCUGAGGGGGGCACAGAGGGGACCCCUCCUCGGCAGGGCAGUGGUGACAGACCACAGAGGCGCAAGCUGCUGGGCUGCUGUUUCUGCAGAAAAGUGUAAGUGCCUCAGCCGGUGGCUCCCCCCGCACCAGGAAACAGCAAAGGGCUCUGGGGUCAACACCCCACCACUCCCACCGUGGCACCCCAUCCCGCAGGCACCCUGAAAACAAGCUGGCAACACGGAGGGACAAAAAGGAGCAGGAAGCUGCCGGCCUCACCUCAGUACAUGAAUGUAUUUUAUUCAUCGCAUUUUGUUCACCAGUACAGUGAAAAAUGGCAUUUAAAUUUACAAUGGAUCAUUCGUAGAACAUCAUGACACAAGUAUCUUUUUUUUUCUUUUUUUUUUUUUGAGUUUUUUUUCUCAGUUUUUUUGUUUGGUAUUUUUUUGUUGUGUGGUUUGGUUUUUUUUUUUUUUGCGUCGUUGUCUCCAUAAAUGCCACUCGUAGGUUAUUGAAAAAGAUGAUGAGUUUCUCAUGCACAUCAGAACCCCCCGAGAAGCUUCUUAAAAAUAAAAUUAAAUUAAAGUACAAAAUUAAAAACAACGACUCAGGACAGUCCCUGCCCUCCCCACUUCCCCCCCAGCCCCACCACCCUCAAGCAAGGGGCAGUGCUGGGACCCCCCGGCACCUGCAGCUGGCCCCGGUGGGCUCUGCCCCGGUGCUGCCUGGAGGGAACUGCAGCGGCUGGUGGUGCUGCCAAACCCUCCGGUGCUCCUGCUGCUGGCAGGGGGUCGGGCUAGGGGUCCCUGCUCUCCUCCCUGCUCCUUUGGCUUUCCUCGUGCUCCCUCCAUCACUCUGGCCCCCCAUCUAUUUCUUGCCCUCGGUUUUUUCUUCUUUUUUUGUCUUUUUUUUUCUUAUGGAAAAAAAUAUGAACCUUU